GGCGACAUGAUGAUCUCACGCGAGGAGGUCGAGCGCCUCGGGAUGCCGCUCGACUCGCUCAAGGUUACCGACCCCAAGACGGGCAAGGUCGGCUACCGGGCGGCCAUCGAGGUCUUCCACCAGCUGCACUGCCUGAACCUGCUCCGCCAGUUCACCUGGAAGGACUACUACGUCAACGAAGGCGGCGACAUUAGCGCCGACCCGGAAGACGUCAGGGGGCACGUCGACCACUGCCUGGAGACGUUGCGGAUGAACCUCAUGUGCCAGGCCGACGUCGGCGUCUUCACCUUCCGCGUGUACCCGGAGCUGGGCGACGACGACCCGUGGCCCGACUUCUCGACGAUGCACACGUGCCGCAACUUUGACGAGAUCCGCGAUUGGGCCCGCUCCCGGGCCGUCACCUGGGACGACAACGCCUGAAUGUGAGCGAGCAAUUAGGUGGUACAUAUACGCAGACCCAUACAUGCCUGAUCAAAGAGAGGCAGUUGAGUAUCACUUACCUAUAAUUAUUAUCAGCUACAAAACAAAACAAUUUGAAAGAAAAAUGAAGGCCAGAGAAAACAAGGAAUAAAAAUCGA
Molecule: messenger RNA, 578 nt
Organism: Thermothelomyces thermophilus ATCC 42464
Lineage: Eukaryota; Fungi; Ascomycota; Sordariomycetes; Sordariales; Chaetomiaceae
Exons: 2
Coding region: 7-420 (137 amino acids)
Biological process (GO): mycotoxin biosynthetic process
Source: RefSeq, a predicted model, not a curated record